CCCUCCCUUCUUCCCUCCGUUGCUGCACCCGUCUGUCGUCCUUCCUCCGAUCGUCGUCGUUCUCGCUCCUUCAAACCCUAAGCACUCGCCGGCAUCAGUGGACGACAAAUUGUCCGGCGUUCCGGAUAUCACCCGGCCGGUCCAUCCGCCGUGUGGUGGCUCCAAUGGGUGUGGCUGGGGAGGAUGGCUCCGCUGCGAAGCGAUUCUGGAUCAAGUUCCAAAAGGAGUCGCUCUUCGCGAUGUACAGCCCGUUUCUGGUCGGCUUGGCUUCGGGAACGCUUGAAUUGGAGGCGUUUGGGCGCUAUAUAGCCCAGGAUGUGCACUUCCUUCAGGCGUUCAUGCAAGCGUAUGAAAUUGCUGAAGAAUGUGCGGAUGACGACGACGCUAAGGCAUCGAUCUGCCAGUUGAAGGAACGGGUUUUGGAAGAGAUCAAACUGCACAGUUCCUUUGCGGAGGCAUGGGGUGUUGAUCUUGUCAAAGAAAGUGCUGCUACUAAUGCAUCAAUAAAUUACACCGAAUUCCUGUUGGCGACAGCUGCUGGCAAGGUCGAAGGUGGAAAAGUUCCUACCAAAAUAGCGACACCUUUCGAGAAGACUAAAAUUGCUGCGUACACUGUGAGUGCAAUAGCUCCUUGCAUGAGACUUCGUGCCUUCCUGGGCAGGGAGCUGCAGAGAGUUUUGGAUCAUGAUGACAAUGACCAUCCUUACCAGAAGUGGGUUGAAAAUUAUGCCUCUGAAAGUUUUGAGGCAUUGGCACUUCACACGGAGGAGUUGCUUGACAAGCUCAGUGUCUCAUUGACAGGGGAGGAGCUUGAAGUCAUAGAAAGGCUUUAUCAACAAGCCAUCAAACUCGAGACAAAAUAUUUUGAGGCUCAACCUGUUCCACAGAGAAGCUUGGUUCCCUUCUCCAUGGCCUAUGACCUGGGAAAACAACACUUCCUGAUAUUUUCUGAUUUUGACUUGACAUGUACAGUAAUUGAUUCAUCUGCUGUUAUAGCAGAAAUUGCAAUAUUAUCUGCAGCAAAAAUGGAACAAGAUGAGUCUGAAAACUUGAAUCCCUUCAAGUCAUCUGAAGAAUUAAGGAAAUCAUUGGAUGCUUUGUCCAGACAAUACAGCAAACAGUAUGAACAGUGUAUCGAAAAUAUCGUGCUAGCUGAAGAAGGAAUAGUAACGUCAUUUGCACAUAGAAACCUGUAUGAGGCACUUGAACAGCUUUCUGAAAUUGAGAAGCAGGCAAACAGAAGAGUAGUUGAGUCUGAAGUAUUGAAGGGCCUGAAUUUGGAGGAUAUCAAGCGUGCAGGAGAGCAUUUAAAACUUCAUAGUGGAUGCACCGAAUUUUUCCAGCAGAUUGUACAAAAGAAGAAUGGGUUGAAUGCAGAUGUUCAUAUAUUUUCUUAUUGUUGGUGUAUGGACCUUAUUAAGUCCGCAUUUUCAUCAGGUGGUCUUGAAGCUCUAAAUGUACACUCAAACGAGUUUGUCUAUGACCAUUCUAUCUCCACUGGUGAAAUAGUCAGGAAAGUGGAGUCACCGAUAGAUAAGGUUCAUGUUUUUAAGGAUAUAUUAAAAAACUGCGGUGAUGAUGCCAAGUGCUUGUCCGUUUAUAUUGGAGACUCUGUAGGAGACUUGCUGUGCUUGCUUGAGGCAGAUGUGGGUAUUGUAAUUGGUUCGAGUCCUAGCCUUAGAAAGGUGGGAACUAGAUUUGCUGUCUCUUUUGUUCCUUUAUUUACAGGGGUUGUGAAGAAACAGAAAGAAUCUGUUGAAGCGGGUUUUAUCGAUUGGAAAUGGCAGAAGGGGGUCCUCUAUACUGCCUCUAGUUGGACAGAGAUACAUGCCUUUAUUUUGGGAUUAUAAAACAUUUUGAGUAAUAUCUGGUUUCCAUGUUGGUGAGAAUAUAUAUAUGAUUUGCAUAUGUAGAUAGAGGUAGGUUUUUACUUGGUGGCUGAUUUUACUAGUGCCACUCUGUAAUUGGUCGCCUUUCCAGAACUGCCAUGCGAUCAGAGAAUUCCUGCUUGGUGCCUGAAAAGAGCAUGGCAUUUUUGGUGGGCGGUUCCAUCCUGUGCAGCCCUAAAGAGGGAGAGCUUGUACCUGAAAAGAUAUCGAGUUUGUUACUUCCAUGUUUUUUACUCAUAGCUCGAGGGGAGUUGAACCAUUCUUUUGUAAAAGGUGAAACAACCCGUGUGUGUAAAUUGAUCAGUAUUUGAAACGGAUUAUGAAGACCAGCUGGGUCAUAUCAGUAUAUACUUUGCGCUGAAAGGUGAGACGACCUAAGUUUGUAAAUUGAUCUGUACUGGAACGGAUCAUGAAGACGGGUUAUUUAUAUCAAUAUAUUACUUAAUCUCGUCUAUUGUUGGCC
Molecule: messenger RNA, 2352 nt
Organism: Nymphaea colorata (pocket water lily)
Lineage: Eukaryota; Viridiplantae; Streptophyta; Magnoliopsida; Nymphaeales; Nymphaeaceae
Product: bifunctional TH2 protein, mitochondrial-like
Exons: 7
Coding region: 165-1850 (561 amino acids)
Cellular component (GO): cytosol
Source: RefSeq, a predicted model, not a curated record